CCGCACCAAAUCACAAAGUGUUGUUUUCCUUUUCCUUCCUCGUUUCUCAUCCUCAUCCUUCUCUUCGUCUUCUCCACAAACCCUCACACCAGACCAGACCUAACACAAGCCCUUCACGUGGGCCUCUCUCUGAUUUGUGUUAGAUUUUGUUGAUGGCGUCGAAGAGGAUCUUGAAGGAACUCAAGGAUUUGCAGAAGGACCCUCCUACAUCAUGUAGCGCUGGUCCAGUUGCCGAAGACAUGUUUCAUUGGCAAGCUACCAUAAUGGGUCCUCCAGACAGUCCUUAUGCUGGGGGUGUUUUCCUUGUCACCAUUCAUUUUCCUCCGGAUUAUCCUUUUAAGCCUCCUAAGGUGGCAUUCAGAACAAAGGUCUUUCACCCAAAUAUCAACAGCAAUGGUAGUAUUUGCCUUGACAUCUUGAAAGAGCAGUGGAGUCCUGCCCUAACUAUUUCCAAGGUCUUGCUUUCAAUCUGUUCCCUGUUGACGGACCCAAAUCCAGAUGACCCGCUUGUGCCCGAGAUCGCUCACAUGUACAAGACUGACAGGAACAAAUACGAGACGACUGCUAGGAGCUGGACGCAGAAGUAUGCCAUGGGCUAAGCGAUGGUGACUUAAUAAUAAUACAUUUAGGCCUGUCGUCCUCAUUUUUAUGCUCACCUGCUUGUUCUAUAUAUGAAUCUUUAUUUGUCAGUCUGUUGCAACCAUCCUAAGCUUCUCUGCUUGAGCAAAGAAAGGUCGUUAACAUUUUCCUUUCAUUCCAAUUGGAAAGUAUUUUCUUAUUUGGUUGUGUAUUAAUAUAAUUUAAUAUAUAUUUAUAUUUAUAUAUAUAUAUAUAUAGGGCACUGAAAUGUAUGUUCAGUU
Molecule: messenger RNA, 860 nt
Organism: Cucurbita moschata (crookneck pumpkin)
Lineage: Eukaryota; Viridiplantae; Streptophyta; Magnoliopsida; Cucurbitales; Cucurbitaceae
Product: ubiquitin-conjugating enzyme E2 10
Exons: 5
Coding region: 153-599 (148 amino acids)
Biological process (GO): protein polyubiquitination
Cellular component (GO): nucleus
Molecular function (GO): ubiquitin conjugating enzyme activity
Source: RefSeq, a predicted model, not a curated record